AAAAACAGAAGAAUUUACAGAAGCUUAUCCUAUGGAUGUCUUGGCCGAGGAGCAGAUUUUACAUGCCGAGUUAGGUCGAGAUUUCAACAUUGACCGUGAGGCCAUAGAACAACUAGAGAGAUACCUGACUAGCAGUGAUGGAGGAAUAUGUCUACCAGAUGAAGUUAUCCCUGCAAUGGCAUACAGCAACACAGGACGUCCCCAAAUGUGUCAACAGCCACCAGACCUUUGCUACCCAAGUAAGACGGUCUCUUUGGCAACGCCCUGUACCACCUCCAAUGCAGUCAUGAAUGGUCACAUGCAUAACAUAAACUACUCAUGUCCUGCUGUCACAUCGAUGGAUGGACAAGGAGGAUAUGACAACCCAGCCAUGCACCCGUUACCAGAUAGUCCUCCAGACUCUGAACCCUACUCACCUCCUGAUGGACAUCGUAAUGCACAUGUGACAUCAUCAGAAAACAAGUUUGGAAUUGUAAACACAGUAAACACAAUGAACCAGCAUAUGUAUGGCCCCCCACACCACAGACCCCCAGGGAUAGCACCAGGAAUACCUCCAGGAAUGCCAUCAAAGAUGUCAUCAGGGUAUAAUGAACCACCUUCCCUGAACCACCUUCUCCCAGUCUCGCACGUACCACCCCCUGUCCCUCCGUCCACUGUUACCUGUGCCACGCCCGUGCCCUUGCCUACCUCGUCACAGAUGAACAACCCGCAGGUCCUCUCCCCGCCUAAUAUGAGCCCAAACAUGCAUGGAAAUGCAGCUGCUAAGAAGAGGAAAUACCCAGAAACUGCUGGUCCAAGUCUGACAAGUGCACUGUUCAACACUAGUAGAAACAACGGUGCGAUGAACAUAAAACAGGAACCAAAUGCUGUUCCAUCAUCUGCAUUUCCACCCUACAUGGUGCAGGACUUUGAUGAAGAUCAGUACAGUAACUGUUAUGACCCUGAAUCGGCCAAUGGUUACCUGGACAGCCAGUAUCAGGUGAUCAAAUGGCAACCUUACCAGCUACAGAAAUGGAAUGUCCUUACAGACUCCAACCUCAAAGACCUGCCAACCCCACAGUACAGAGUAGACUCAGACAAAGGGUUUAACUUCUCGGUGUCGGACGACGCAUUUGUCUGCCAGAAAAAGAAUCACUUCCAGGUCACAGUUCACAUCGGGAUAAGUGCCGACCCUAAAUAUGUUCGCACUUCAGAAGGAGUGAAGAAAAUUGAUGGAUUUUGGCUUCACUUUCACGGAGUGAAGCUGGAGUCUCCUAACCAACUAAUAAAGAUUGAGCAGUCACAGUCAGAUCGCACCAAAAAGAUGUUCCAUCCCGUCAAGGUAGACUUGCUCCCAGAUCAGACAAACAAAGUCACGGUGGGUCGGCUCCAUUUCAGCGAGACAACAUCCAACAACAUGAGGAAGAAAGGUCGGCCAAACCCCGACCAACGCUACUUUCAACUUGCUGUGUCACUCUGUGCACACAGUGGUGAAAACAGUUAUAUGGUGUCUUCUAGUGCAUCAGAACGACUUAUUGUUAGGGCCUCCAAUCCUGGCCAGUUUGACAGCGAUGUUGAUGUGUUAUGGCAGAAAGCACAAACCCCUAAUGGAGUUUACCAUGAGGGUAGGGUUGGAAUUAACACUGACCACUUAGAUGAGGCACUGACUGUUAACGGCAAUAUAAAACUGAACGGUCGUAUUCUCCAGCCUUCAGAUAUCAGAGCUAAAGAAGAACUUAAGGAGGUGGACUCAAAGGACCAGUUGAAGAAGGUAUCCCAAAUGAAGAUUUACCAGUACAAGUAUAGCACAGAUUUCGCAGAGAGUGCGGGACUCCCUGAGGACAAGCGCGGAGAUACUGGGGUUAUAGCACAGGAAGUGCGAGAAGUCCUACCUGAUGCUGUUAUGGAAACAGGCGAUGUCCUUCUACCAGGGGGUCAGAAAAUAAGAAAUCUGCUCGUCGUGAAUAAGGAAAGAAUAUUUAUGGAAAAUGUUGGAGCUGUGAAAGAACUUUGUAAAUUAACUGACAAUCUUGAAGUCAGAAUUGACGAGCUUGAGAAAAUGAACACCAAGUUGUCAAAACUAAAACGUUUUGAUAGCAUCAAAUCAACAGUUAGUACUAAGUCCAACUGUAGUGUUAGUACAAUUAGUUCAAUGCCAAAGAGAACAUCACCAAACCAUAAGCAUCGUUCACGUUCUGUCCCCUAUAAGGAGCACAAGUCAACAUCUGGGACCCCAGGACCAACCACCACCUCAACUGAUAGCCAAGGAUGGUGUAGUAAUCGAUUUAUUCAACUCACCAUCAUCACACUGAUACUCAUAAUGGCCUUUUGCCUUAUUGCCAUCACCAUACUCUAUAUAAUGGAGCGGAACAAAGAGACCGUCACCAACAAUCCUAACUACAUCCUGGCUGCCACUCCAAACGCUGGCCCGUCACAACCAAUCAGCGGGAAAAAUGCGUCCAAUCAUGUUCCACUCGUAGCCAAUACUACACCUGUGUUACCUGUCACAACAGAGUCCGUAGUGGUAACGACCAGUACGGUUACACCUGCCAUCACAAGAUCACCCCAGCUGAUCAUUCCACCCUAUCCACCAUGUGACCCAAACACCACCUGUAAUGAGCGCCAGUGUUGUCCUCCACCUGAACAACAUGACCAGGAAGGGCCACUGUAUGCACCCUGGAGGAACAGCAACAGAAACACUGUUGAAAACGAGGAUGUCCCUGUAACCGAUGUCCUUCCUUCACCAGUUGAUAACGAUACACAAAGGAACACAGGAGGAUACCACGUAAUUACUGCCAGUCCGGGAACAUCUCGUGCUUCACCUCAGACUGGUAAUGCCUUACCUCGCGUCAACACUGUACCAGUGACGGUGAAGCCUGAAGAUCAAGAACCAAAUGUAAUUGUCAACAGCAUUGAUGACUCCAACACAGACACCCAAGGAUACAAUUAUAAUAAUGGGGACACAAAUAGCAAUGAGGUCAAAGUGUCACACCGACGCAAGCGUUUCGUCACAGCAGAUCAGCUGAAGGCAAGAGUUUUCUUAAAAGAGCUCGACUUCGAGUUUGACUCAAAAUUUUGCAGCAACUGCACAAGUACCAACAAGACAUACCUACUGAGAUUGAGCCAGUACUUUGAAUUCCAGCCUGUAACCAUUAAGUUCAACCUGGAAGCAGAUAUGGCUGUUUCUAUGUGUUUCAAUGAUUCAGAUAUAAGCUGCCUUAUCAAUCCUAUUCAAAUGGAGAUUCAACAUGAAUCAGAGAAUGAGUGGAAGAUGCCUAUUGGAGUCUACUUCUUCAGUACCUUCAAAUUCAGGGUUACAGCACGGGACCAGAAUGCACCAUGUUCUCUGCUUCCAGAGGAUACAGCCAAUCCCUUUGUAGAGUACAAUCUUCAUUUCAAGAGAAGUUGUGAUGACCGAUGAACAGAAGUGAAGUAUUGAUGUAUUCUAGGAGUCAAGUCUGAUGUAGUUUUUACAUCAUUGUGGUGACAGAGAGAGAUAAUUGUAUCACACUGCACUGACCUCUUCCAUUACACUUCAAGAUUGACACACAUCAGUGAAAUUUCUUUGAUGACAACACACAAAAAUUGUGACUAUUGCUACAGUGUUGUCAGUCUAGUCCACAACUUAGUGUAAUUAGAUUGCCCAAGACAUGUGAGAGGUCAUUAAGUGCAGCAGUAAGGCAGCCUAUAGACUUUGUAAGGGGGGAUAACUCAUCAACUCUGUAUAUGUUAAAUGCCUGAUAGUUAUUGUAGAUUAUGUAUAUCAUUGCAAAUCAUUUACAGAAUAAUUCAUAAGCAUCUGUUCACAGAUGGCAUUCUAGGGGCCUUUAAAACAACAAGAUAAGUACCAUUUAAUUACCAGAUGAUUCAAUUGUUCUCAUGGUGUUUUGUAAGUCUUACAUGAUAUAGAGCAAACAUUUGUUGGUUUUUUUCUUUCAAGUAAUUAUGAUAAAAUAUGGUGAGAAAUUGUAGUGUGCUUAUCAUAAUUUCAGGUACAAAUGUUGCAUUUCAUGAAUCAACUGUAAUAUCAUCUGUUUAUUUCUAUUAUGUAAGGACAGUGUGAUUGACAAGUACGUGCCAUGUUGAUGUCUUCUGUCAAAUAUUCAACUCAAAAUUUAUUUUGCUAUGAUUAUCAUAUACAGAUGUUUUUGUCCUUAUAUCUAUUUUUGUAUUGUGAAUCUGUUUGUUUAUAUGUAUUAAACUCAUCAAGAGGCAAAAUAGAAAAAAAAAACAAAAAACAAAAAUAUAAAAAGAAUAUGAGACAUUUUGAGGUAUUGAAGUUUGUCUGGUUGUCCAGUUGGUAAGAAUGCCAGGGAAUGGUGCUCUCUGGGUGACAGUAAUAUUUCAAUAGAUGUGAGAAAUGAAUUAUGUUUUCCUUAUGUAGUUGCUCCUUUUUUUUCAAUUUGAGAUUAUUUCAAAGAUAAAAUAAACGUUUUUGAGAUUUUAAUCAAAUAUCUAAGUGAACUAUGCCUUACAUUUUAUUGAUGUAAGAAAAUAUGUUAAAAUGAAUUGUAGACUUGUCGUAUUUCAGGAAGUAACUAGGAUAACAAAGUUAUUUUCUGUAUUUAAAUUUUCGUCAGAGAAGGACACAAAGUGAGAAUUAUACCUAAACAUUCCAACUGUACAUCAAGUACAGAAAAGUCCUAUAUUUUUGUGAGACUCAAUUGUCAUGGUUUUACAAAAGUUUUCAUUAACACUUAUUUUUGUGGAUAAAUCUCAGUCUAGAAAUCCACUAGUACUAUGAUUCUGGUCAGUGUUGAUCUGUUCAUCGUUACAUGGACAUAUAACUUGGUGGAUUGGGAAUAACUACAUAUUCAACUAUUAGAAGCUCUAAGCUUGUUUCCCCGUUCCAUACCUGUUGUAUGUAUUUGUUUAAUUGUUGAAUAGUGAAUAAAGAUAUUGCUAAAACUAAUACAUAUUCCAUGAAAAUAAAAUCUUGACAAAAAUUAAUGAUAUUGUGGUAUUACAAACUUCAGCAAUAAAGGAUACUUGAUGCACUGAUGAUAUCUAUAAACAGGAAUGGUACUUAACAUGGCCAAAUACUUACAUCAUUAUCGUAUUUUGUUUUGGUCAAGUUGAAAAUGCCUACUUUGUUAUUAUUUUUAUGAGAUUUAUAUUGUUCAGUCUGUAAAUAUCCCAGAAUACUUACAUUUAAUAUAUUCAUAUAUAUGUCAGUGCAGCAGAUAUGUAUUCUAUUGUUUAAGUUUUUCUUUGUUUCGUAAGUGUUUUAUGCAUAUGCUCAUCAUUGAUAACUUGCAUAAGGUCAGAGUUCAGAAGUCACAGGUCAAACUUGACCUUAUUCAAAAGAACUUAUACAAGGGGCAUAACAUCAAAUUCAUGGGUCAUGAUUCGGACAAAAUAAUAAACAAAACUGUGAUUAGUUCUGGAUUUAGUAUAAUGGAAGUUUAACAACAAUAGCUGUCUUUCAAAGUUAGUUAUCUCCAUUUUGCUUGCCCUACUUUGAGUGUUAAAUAAACAAGCAGCUAAUAACAGUUACAAUCAUAUUCAGAUUAUAAUUGUGACAUCACAAAAUCAAGUAAAGAUUGUACAUGCAAAUAGAAGUACUGUGGAAAUAUUUUAUAGUUCAGGACAGAAUCACAACCAUUCAAUCAUUAAAUGAGUCUGUCUUUGCUGUGAUUCCUAGGGAAAACUUCACAAUUUCUAUUUUUGCCUUGAUUUUAUUGGCGUUAAACUAAUCCAACCUGUAUGUUCGAUGGUAGAUCACUCUGGCCACGCUUAUUGAUAUUAUUACUGGCAAUAAGCCCACUCAUUGAUUCAGAAUUUUUGUGUCGGGCCCCUGGACUUAUUUUGCAGGAUGACUUUGUUACUAAUCCUUAGACUAACUUUUUCAGAGCUAUGCAAACAGAAAGACAGUUGAGUGUUGUAAAUGGAGUUAGAGAAUCUGGUAUUAGAAGUAACCUGGAAAGCAGUUGUUUGUGUUGUUUGCUCAGGUGGACUAACAAUUCCAUAGAGUGAUAUUCUCUUUUAGAGAGCCUAAUUUCACGAGAAUUUGUUGAUUAAUCUUUGGUGGAAAGAUACUUAAUUUAAUUGUGUAUAUCAAAACUCCAUGUGUUCCUGCACAAAAUAAUUCAUUUUUAAAUAUGAAAAUUGAGUUUUAAUAGAAAAUUGAAUUUUAAUGAAAUUCAUUUCAAAUUUCAUAAUCUUGCAUUUUCAAUUUUCAUAAUCAUUUUCAUUGAAAUGAUUUUGAACUACAUGAAACACAUUAGAAUCAAUCUAUAUUGUACAUGGAUCAAUUUCAGAGUGCAUCUUUUUUGCAAUAAAAGCAUACUUUCUGUUCAUAUUUUCAUUCACAGAUGUUAGUGCAAAAUUUGCAUAAUGCUUUAGCCAUAUAUUGAUACUCAAAACCGACCAAAGAGAUUCUCAUUUGUAAGAAAUUCUAUUACAUGGUACAACAUAAUAAACUUCAGAGUCAAACCUGAUAUUUCAUUUUUUUAUCUAUGCUUAUGGCCUACUCAUCUUUUAUAUUGUCUAUAACCUGUUUUAUCAUAGAACUAUGCUGUAUUUUUUCAGUAUUGUAUGUGGUUUUCACUUUUAAUUUUUGUAUUUCUGUUAAGCAUAAGAUCAAAUUGUCAGGAAUUUCAUUGGAAAUUAAAUAAAGUCAUAUCUGUUAUAGAAGUAAUGUCCUAACUAUAGUAUUCCAGUAUCUACACCUUUAUCAUCAUCGCCAUCUUCAUCAUCAACUCAUUUUGAAAUCAUUUCACUCUAAUUUAUGAAAGGAUUUUGUGUGAUUAAUGUAUAUUUUAGUGAAAUAAAAGAGUGACUGAAGUUUGUGUC
Ylistrum balloti is the source of this 6774-nucleotide messenger RNA. Its product is annotated as myelin regulatory factor-like protein. The record is from RefSeq and is a predicted model, not a curated record. Gene Ontology annotation, molecular function: DNA-binding transcription factor activity; sequence-specific DNA binding. The transcript has 22 exons. The coding region runs from base 32 to 3400 and encodes 1122 amino acids. Gene Ontology annotation, cellular component: nucleus; endoplasmic reticulum membrane. Gene Ontology annotation, biological process: protein autoprocessing; positive regulation of DNA-templated transcription. Lineage: Eukaryota; Metazoa; Mollusca; Bivalvia; Pectinida; Pectinidae.